GUCUCCUUGUGUUGACGUCGGGAGUGCUGCGGGUUUUUUUUUGGAGCGUUUUGUUCACAUGAGAGCGGUUUUUCGACUCGAAAAGUCGGGCUAGGGCAUCUUCGGAGAGCGUAGGACUCGGGGGAUUUUGGGGAGGCGCGGGGAGGAUUACGAUGAUGGAUGUGGACCUGCUGAGACCGGGAACUGUCCCCAUAUCGCCGGACACGGUUCUCUGGUUUGAGUUCCUGCUGAACCCGGGGUUGCUGGAGGUGCAUAUCUCCAAGUCCUUCCCAGAUCCAUCACCAACAGACCUGAUGAUAAAAUUCAUGUCGAUAAAUCUCGACCAGAAGGACAACGACGUGAAGAUAAUCGACCCAGAGCAGCUAGAAAAUGGGACAGUUACGAGAAAGUGGUCUCAUAAAAGUGUAGCCCUGAAAAUUCUGUCUUUAAAAGUGGCAGCUCACCUCAAAUGGGAUCUGGAUAUUCUCGAGAGGAAAUUGCCACUGCCAAUGCAACUAACUUUUCUGCAGGACCUAUUCUAUGUGACUGGAGACGUAAUGGUGGAGAUACCUAGUCUAUUGGAGUUCCCUCUGGAAUCCGUCAGCGAUCAGCUGCUAUUUACCAUUGUUCUGUAUCACAGGUGGACUCUGAGGGCUAUCGUCAACAGGGCGUUAAAUAGUAAACAGAAUAAGACGCAUUUGAUUCAUCUUCCCGGAAUUCAGGAGCCCUCCUUCUUCUACAUUGGUGUCCCCCCAGCCCUCAUAGACGACAUAAUGCGAAAAGUUGAGAUGCAGGUGUCCUACAGCAUCGAGGUCCUCAACACAGUCCUCCAGAUGACGAACCUGAACCCAAAAGUCCUGACCUUCGACACAUUCCAGAUACUCACAGAAGACACGACCGAGAUAAAACAGAACUGGGAGAACAUGAGGAGCAUCUCCGUGGAGGAAUUCAAGUGUCAGAUUCACUACGACUUGGCCACGUUCCACCUCUUGCGCGAGGAGUACUCGAUGGUCAAGUACCACGUCUCCCUGGCUAAGGAACUCUUCGACACUCUGAACACAGGGGAAACCUUGCUCUACUGCAGAGUCCAGAAGGAGAACCUGGAGGGCUACUGUCACGCCACCAACGUCAGGAUCCCUGGGGUGACCCAGGGGUUGACGCAGCAAUUUCAUGCCUCUGUCAAAGAUCAGUACCGAAAUAUCGUCGAGAUCCUGGAGGAGGAUAAUAAGCAGCGAGAGAUUCCCAUGAUCUACAGGGACAAUUUGGAGCUCGAUAUACAGGGGGGAUUGAUCAAUCGGAAGAUCGUCGUUUCUAAGGAUUUACUUAUGAAGAUUCAGUGUUUGAAUCUAGUUAGAAAGGUCCUAGACGGCGAAGUAGUCCAAAACAACUUCCUCACAGAGCUGAAGUCACCCGAAUCGAAAGGACUCGACGUUCUCCUCGCCUCCUUCGACAGUGCCCUGGCGAGCCCCUCCCCCUCCGCCAAGAAACGAAUCUCCAGGUACCUCCUCUACCUCGUGAUGAUGUCGAGCAUCCCGGACCUGCCAAAACGCCUGUUGUCCACCGAAAAAUACAGAGCCCUCUUCACCCCAGGUGAACUCACCGAAAUCGAUCGAGAGGGAUCGCCAACAGAUCUCGAGCUUCCCCCCCUGCUCCUCAGCGACGACUGGGGAGUCUCUCUGAUCACCUACACCCAGAGCCCGAGGUUCAACAUGGCGGACCUGGAGCGUCAGCUGACCCUCUCCUACGACCCAGACGACAUCCGAGAGAUCCUGAUAAACCUCGAUGGAAAAAACCCCACGAAUCCCCCCUGGAGGGUCAGCAGCAGGUGGGAAUUACCCAUUCCCUUGCAAAGUGUUGUGAUGGCCCUCCCCAGGAGUCUCUACCAGGACUUCGCGUACAUCCUCCUGGCGAAGAGCAGGGAACUAGUCGCCUGCAAGGACUUCGCAGGGGCCAAAGUACUCCUGACAGCCCUCGAGCAAGACACGAAGAGAGAAAAGAACUCUCAAAAUCCAAUGAACCCUAUGUACAAGCUGCUGAAGCUCAUCAGCUGGGAGUACAUCCUGGUGGACAUCUGGAGUUAUUUGAAUAGCGUCCCGCCAGGCCAGCUCCCGGAGGGAGAGGCCAACAAGCUCGUGGAGGACUGCAAACAGUGCCUGGGGAGCCUCCAGGCCACUGACCAGGUCAUUCCCAGACAAGAGGUCAUCGAGUACUGCACAGUAUUCUUGUUGAAUAUGGGAGAGUGGGAGUACCUCGCGAAUCUCGAGAAGAGGUGGAGUCACUGCGAGUUCUCGUCCGCAAUCAGUGUUGUUUGUCAGGAUGUCGUCAAGUUCAAGGGUUCCAAGAAGUUCCCCAGGGAGGCUUGGGACAUGAUUUUGCAGGCGUUUGGACCCAACAGGGACCAGCCACUCAAGAGGUCGAGCUCAGGGGGCGGAGGCAGUGGGAGCUCCAACAAGGAUCUCAUGGCGAGCAUAUCGGGGACGUUGUCGCGGCUGAGGGAGCCCACUGCGUUGAGCAUUGUCAUUUCGUUGCUGGUUAGGCUUCACAACGUCCUGAGGGAUGAGCCCAGUUUGGAACUUUAUACGCAACAUCUGGCACUCUGGCCCGCCAGCAUUCCCAAUUCUAAUUCGUAUAAUAUCAGGAGCAUCGCGGAGUUCUUGUUUCAAUUGCUGAUACAGGCGCUCAAAUUUUAUCCCACUAAUGUGUCGUGGCUGAGGGUCAUGGGUGAUCUCAAUUUUGUUCUGGGAUACUACGAAUCAGCGAUAAAAUACUACUUGGAAGCAAUAAUGGUCUCCAGUGAUCUAUUCAGUCAGCAAGUGCCCCGUCCCCUGCAGUCAGUCUACUGGCGCAUGAUAAAAUGCUGUGCACAUCUCCAGUGCUACACCCAAGCCACUGUUCUCUGUCAAUUCCUGGAGGACGUGAAUUACUCUCUUGCGUUCAAGAUGGCAUCGAGCGAUCAGAAGAGCUGCGCGACUGCCGACGCCAUGGACGCGUACUACCAUUGCAUAUGGGACGUGACAAUCCUCGAAUUUCUGAUUCACUUGCACUCGAAACGAGGAGAGCAUCACCGAAAGCAGUUGGCGAUUAAAAUCAUUGGACUGUUAGAACUUAAUUCUAAUAAUAAUGAGGAGAUACAGAGGGAGGCUGCGAAUAUCCGUAAGACUAGGUUUUUCCGAGCUCUGGCUAAGCAGUAUGUUUAUUAAAACUAAAUUAUCUUUUAAAUAGUUGGAAUUGAUUAAAGAUUUGUAUGUUGACUUAA
This is a messenger RNA of Diachasma alloeum, 3235 nucleotides long. It is a transcript of the gene IntS8, whose product is annotated as integrator complex subunit 8. Gene Ontology annotation, biological process: snRNA 3'-end processing. Lineage: Eukaryota; Metazoa; Arthropoda; Insecta; Hymenoptera; Braconidae. The transcript has 6 exons. Bases 153 to 3179 code for a protein of 1008 amino acids. Gene Ontology annotation, cellular component: integrator complex. Gene Ontology annotation, molecular function: protein binding. The record is from RefSeq and is a predicted model, not a curated record.